Symbiodinium natans is the source of this 480-nucleotide messenger RNA. The record is from the annotation of a GenBank genome assembly. Lineage: Eukaryota; Dinophyceae; Suessiales; Symbiodiniaceae.
AUGCCAGAGCAGCCUUUGCUGCUUAGCAUGGCGCUUGUGGAUGCCCCAGUCGGAGCAUCGUCCUUGAACAAUUCGCUCUUCAUGACUGAUUUUGACCUCACUCAUUCUGCGAUGCCUGGGUAUGUUCAAAUACAGUUUGACCAAGACUUCAUGAGACCAGGAAGAGGCUUCGCGGUUGCUGACGCACAUGGCACGAUCGACGCCUCCUUUCUUCACAAAGCCAAAGACAUCUUCCAGUUCUUUGUGGUUCACAUGCGGUUUGCAGAUCUCAACUCCGAAGCACAUCGCCAUGACAUUUCGCAGAUUCUUGAAGGAGCUCGGACAAGGUGCGUCAUCAUUCUGGGGCGGGAUGCUCCAAGUGCCGCGGCAAGUGCUACUGGUAACUUCAGCCAUGAGAAGCUUGUAGUCCUGCCGGUGCCAGACCUCACGAAUCAGAAUUCCGAGCAAAGCAAGGUCAAUGUGAAUCGCCUUCGCAAGUAA